Molecule: messenger RNA, 2390 nt
Organism: Schistosoma spindalis
Lineage: Eukaryota; Metazoa; Platyhelminthes; Trematoda; Strigeidida; Schistosomatidae
Source: the annotation of a GenBank genome assembly
AUGGUUAUAUUCGAAAAUUCUAAACAAAAUGAACCUCCUUCCGGUGAUGUGGCAAAUGAUCACAAGAAUACCAAAACACAUAUUGAAUCAUGUGAGGAAACGAUUAUAAACUUAUCAGUAUCAAACGACUCUAAUAACGAAAACUCUCAAAUAGCUGGUUCAAAUUCUCAGAUUGAUCAUCGUUCGAACUAUUUCCGCAAUGAACCAUCUCCAUCUUCUGAUUCACCAAAACUUACUAAUAUCAAUAUUAGAUUAAGUAUUCUUACCAGUUCAAGUUCUCCGAAACCAUUUAAAUAUACAUUGAAGCUUAUUCCCCUACCACAAGCAUUGAAUUCAACUUAUAUAGAAGGAGUAUAUGAAGUUAUUGAUAAUGGUAAUAAAUCAUCCACUCAAGCGUCAAGUGUGAAACAAAUGUCAUCAGACAAAAGCUCAAAUGAAUUUUUCUUUUUAGUAACCGAAUAUUUGACUCCAGUUAAAUCAUAUGCGAAUUGUUAUCAAAAUACACACAACGGCUAUUCUCUCACAUAAUUACUGACUUCAUUCACUUUAAAGAAUAACGGAAUAAAAUAAGCCAAAUACAAGAAUCAAUUUUGAAUACUUAUAUUUCAUACACUCAUUUAUCCAAGCAGAUAAUCAGACAAACGAAGUGAAGGAAGUGAAGUGAGACGAAGCAAAGUGGCGAGCAAUGCAGAAGGAAAGUGGACCAACUCGUUCUGAUCAAGUGUGGCUCAAUAUUCAUAUACAGACAUAAAUAAAUUACCGACACGUAAUAAAUAAAGCAAGCAAUUAACACACAUACGAUCACAUAAAAAACAGUCAGGGUUAAUAAGCGAAUAAGUGAUAAAAUCAAAAUGUGGCUUGAGAAGAAUGAAUAAAUUGGUCUGUCCAGUAGCUUCAAUAACCAUUUGGGCCUGACAUAAUAUCAACCACUACAAUUUCAUCUCCGAGACAAACUUACCGAACGUUUUCAGAUAGUGUAACUUUUGAAAGAUGCAGUUCUCUCAACGUCAAGUGGGAAAAACUUUUUUUAUUACAUUAGACGAAUUACUCAAAGGUUCCACACAAUCGAUUCUCACAGUUUAAUAUCAUUUGUUUAUCAGGUGGAUGAAACCUACUUACAUCUUGCAAAAGAAACUUGCGAUCAGUUAGACAAGCUAAAAUCAAAUCGAAUUUUGAACACUGAAUCUCAUUCUCUGCCAUCGAGUUCUCUGAGAACUCAAACAAAGGUGGAUGAAACCUACUUACAUCUUGCAAAAGAAACUUGCGAUCAGUUAGACAAGCUAAAAUCAAAUCGAAUUUUGAACACUGAAUCUCAUUCUCUGCCAUCGAGUUUUCUGAGAGCUCAAACAAAGAAUAGUCCAAAUGAAUAGAAUAACCAUCAGCUCAUUCAUUUAUCAACGGUAUUAUUUCUUGAUAAUUUAUUUCACUUAUUUUCAGGUCUAUUUAUUUUAUUUUUUUCAUAGAUGCAUUAGUUCUUCAGAUUGAUGUACAUGAUGUAUGAUGCUUAACUAACUAUUCACUGUGAAUAAACAAUUUAUAUGGUAAAUUUAUUUGCUUUUAAAUGGUUCAAUAAAAAAGUGACAAAAAGGAAUAUUAAUAUUCCAGGUAUAGAGCUUAUGGCAACAUUAAAGGGAAUUAGGGCCAACGAAGGAUGAGAAGUUGGAUGAGUCGCUUCUGCACGCAAAGUUCGGGCUUGAGUUUGUGGAUUAUUAAUAUUUCAGUCCAACCUGUCAUCCUUCCUUGACCUUGAUUCAAUAAAAUUUAUAAUCAUUUUGCUCACUAAACAACAGAAAUUCUGGGUAAAUUAUACGUCUUCAGGUCUCAUUAAAUCUGUAAUUCGCUUAACUGAAUGUUAUACUUUUGAUUGAAGCUGAAAAUCACUCGUAUGGACUCUGUGUUAAUUACGAGGCAGCUACUUUACAGUAAGAGAACUUUUUAUGGAAUUGUGUGCUUACUGAGAUUACAGAAAGUAAAAACACGAUCAUCUUUACCUGAAACUCUCUGUCAUUCGUCAAUUUCUUCACUAUCAUGAGUAUUAGAACGACGAUCGAAUCAUGUUGUAGAUUGCAAAUCUAUAAUAAAUUUGGUUACCAGAAUUGAUAUUGUAGCGGCAUUGGUCCUAACUAUAUAAUCCUCAAAGCUGAACAUGAGAUGAUUGGGGAAAUGCAUAUUUAACAAUUAACACGAAGAGAAGGUCAACAAUGGAGAAGACGGGAAGAACUAAUUGAAUUCAAUUCAAUCGAAUAGCAUGGCUCAACCCCGCAGACGUGGUUAUUCUGUAUAACCUGUCUUUAUUCACUUUAAAUAUAUUAUUCUAUAUCUAGCCUAAAUGUGUUCUCCAGAAGUACUAAAUAUCAUAUUGCUCAUUCUCACGAUACGACAAAUCAGUG